AUGAGAAACAACAAGCCGAUAAUUCUAACGAAGAAGAAGCCCGAAGACCAAAACAAGCCGAAGACAGCGGCCUUAGAAGACUCCGAACUUAAGAUGGUGAGCAAGGAGGCUGGGGAUUCCAUAGCAAAUGCAAGGACUCGGAAGGGAAUGUCAAGAAAAGAUCUGGCUCAAAAGAUGAAAAAAAAUGUAUCUGUGAUCGAUAGUUGGGAAAGAGGUGAAGCGGUCUACAAUGAAAAGAUUGCACAGGAGCUUGAAAGUAUCCUUGAGUUCAAAAUCAAUUGGAAAUAA
Encephalitozoon intestinalis ATCC 50506 is the source of this 288-nucleotide messenger RNA. RefSeq lists its product as uncharacterized. The transcript has a single exon. The record is from RefSeq and is a predicted model, not a curated record. Lineage: Eukaryota; Fungi; Microsporidia; Unikaryonidae. Bases 1 to 288 code for a protein of 95 amino acids. Gene Ontology annotation, molecular function: DNA binding.